Molecule: messenger RNA, 2760 nt
Organism: Xyrauchen texanus (razorback sucker)
Lineage: Eukaryota; Metazoa; Chordata; Actinopteri; Cypriniformes; Catostomidae
Product: prohibitin-2-like
Exons: 10
Coding region: 29-937 (302 amino acids)
Biological process (GO): mitochondrion organization
Cellular component (GO): mitochondrion; membrane
Source: RefSeq, a predicted model, not a curated record
UGUGACGUACAGCGGAGAACAGAACAGCAUGGCGAGUAAAGACCCCGAGGGUUUUCUGCAGCAGCUGCGCCAGAUUGCCGGCAGGAUGGGGUCUGGCCCCCGAGGUGCUGGGCUGGGCUUGAAGCUGCUCAUCGGAGCUGGAGCUCUUGCCUACGGGGUUAAACAAGCAACAUACACGGUGGAUGGUGGUCAGAGAGCCAUUAUCUUCAACAGAGUUGGAGGGAUGCAGAUGGACACUGUGCUUUCAGAGGGACUGCACUUCAGGAUACCGUGGCUCCAGUACCCCAUCAUCUAUGAUAUUCGAGCCAGACCCAGGAAGAUUUCUUCCCUCACUGGAAGCAAAGAUCUUCAGAUGGUGAACAUAGGACUCCGUGUGCUGUCCCGCCCCAUUGCCUCGAACUUGCCGGUCAUGUACCAGCAGCUGGGUAAAGACUACGACGAGCGUGUGCUUCCUUCUAUCGUCAAUGAGGUGCUCAAGAGCGUGGUGGCCAAGUUUAAUGCGUCCCAGCUUAUUACACAGAGAGCUCAGGUGUCACUGCUCAUCAGGAGAGAGCUAAUCGAGAGAGCUAAAGACUUUAACAUCAUCUUGGACGAUGUGGCCAUCACAGAGCUCAGCUUCAGCAAGGAGUACACCGCCGCUGUAGAGGCCAAACAAGUCGCUCAGCAGGAGGCCCAGAGGGCACAGUUCUACGUGGAGAAGGCCAAACAGGACCAGAGACAUAAGAUUAUCCAGGCUGAGGGUGAAGCUGAGGCUGCUAAAAUGUUGGGCCAAGCUGUUACGAAGAAUCCUGGCUACCUAAAACUCAGGCGCAUCAGAGCUGCCCAAAGUAUUGCCAAAACGGUGGCAACCUCUCAGAAUAAGGUGUACCUGAGUGCAGACAGCCUGGUCUUGAACCUACAGGACGACUACUUUGACAAGCUAUCAUUGGGGAAAUGAGAAGCGUCAUCCAUGGAGAACAUGCAUUCCAUAUGUUAGUAGUGUUUGCUGAGCCUGUAGAAUUAUGCCCUACUUCUAAAUGUGACUGUCCCUGAGCAGAGCCUCUCUCUGCAGUACUGUCGGGGCUCAGAUAAGACUUGGGCUGGGCACACUUACGCAUUCACAUGUUCAUGCAUACCCAUUUAUACACAGCUGUUUGUAAUUUAGCAGGUGUUUUGAUUGAUUGGCUGGUGGUUUAAGCUCUAGAAUUGGCACUGUGGUAUCAGGUGGCAUUAAAAUGCUUAGUGAUCACAAAACACAGAUGGGCUUUUUUAACCUUUUGAAACAAUCAUUUCAACAUGUUAUAAGUGAAACUCGUUUAUUCCUAGAUGUCAUAAUGAAGAUAUAGUGUUGCCAGGGUCUGGCGGUUUUCUGCCCAGUUGGGCUAUUUUGAAAAUGCAAUCAGAGGUUAAAUUAAAAUUUCAUGGGUUGCUUUUUUGUUUUUGGGGGCUACUUUUAAAAUGUACAACAGUUUUGAUGGUAGACUCUAGAAAAAUGAAAAUGCAACAUCUUAUUGAUGUGUGUAAUGAUAAAUGGAUUAAAUACUUGGCCACUGCAAGCAGCGUCAAAGCGUUAGGGAUAGGCGAUAUCACUCAUUUUGUUUUCAAUCCGAUACCAAGAACGUUUAAGGCCAUUGUCGUCAAUACCAGUACUGAUGCCUUUAUUAAAUUGUUUUGCAAACUCUUAUGAUAAAAUAGGUUAUUUUAAAUACCCUAAAAAAUAAAUACCCUUGUUUCCUGGGCAAUACAAACGUUUAAGAGGCUGGGGAGAGUCAGUCAUCCAGAUUUUUGUUAAAAAAUAUGCAAAUGCUCAUAUCUUUCCAAUGUUAAUUAUUUUUAUCAUUUCUACACUCUGUAAAAUUUAAAAUAAAUGCAAAAACUUAAAACAAACAAAAAAAAACAUGGAAAUGAAUUAUGUUGUCCCUAGUUUGGUGGAUAUUAUUUUUAGGUAUCUUAUUUUCUUGCCCUUUUUAGGCUUUAAUAAACUUGUAGCAAACAUCACACAAACCCAUUAUAAUAAAUGUCAUAUUUAGAUUUCAUUAAAUGUGAAUUAACUCCAGAUGCUAUUUAUUUGUUUAUCUGCCAAGCACUGCUCCCUCUUGUUUGAAUGAGUGCUGUCUGUGACCACUUGACCUCUUUCAGUGUUUCUGCGCAUUUUUUUUUUUUUUUAAAUCCUAUGUAACUAUUUGCUUAUAGCAAUUAUUCCUUUUUUUCACUUUGAAGCGCAUGAUAUGCAUUAUAUUCAUGGUAAAUUAAGUAAUUUCACCCAAAAAAAUAUAUAACAAUUUGUUUGUAAAGAUUAAUAUUCUCGAUACAACAGAAGUUUCAGAAAUAACGAGCAAAAGCAUCAUCUUUCAAUCCGCACAUUUUCAGCUGUGCACCAGAAUCAACACAGUUGGGAACAUCUUGUCAAAACAUGUAACAUUUAAAGCAUGUAAUACAUUGCCCACAGUUGUAUCUCCUGUGUGAAUACAUUUAUGGUGCACCUAAGUCUACGCUAUUAAAAAGUCUAUGUAAUUCAGUCUAUUUUCUUGGUAUAUAUAUAUAUGUGCUAGCAGAUGCGACUUAUGUGGCGAACUUUGCAGUGUGAAGAUGGACAGCUCUAGAUUAAGUAUAGAUGAGUCACGUCUGCAUUGAAAACUUGUUGAGAAUUUAUGAUGUUGAGGAACAGCAGUUAGAAAAAACAAGUAAAUGGGUAAAAUAUACAACAAUGUAUUGCAGGGAUGCCACACGUCCUGUAAAACCUUGAAUUUUGUAAUGCUAUUUUCCAGUCCUGGAAAAGCA